AUGGCCAUAUUUGACAUGCUUACAAUGUACAAGUGGGAUGUGAAGGUAGUUUUGGCUUUAGCCGCUUUUGCCCUGACCUACGGUGAAUUUUGUCUGCUUGCCCAUAUUCAAGAUAGCUACCAGUUUGCCAAGAGAUUGGCAAUUUUGAAGCAAUUACUUAGUACCAUGGAGAAUGCAAGCUCGCUGAAACUAUGGUUUGACACCCUUAAUGACCUCGUUAAAAUCACACUGGAGGUGACCAAGUGUGUCAUAGACGUUCACGAUCUGCCAACCGAACACGCCACUGCCUAUGACUAUAUGCCAAUUGCUUGCUACUGGACCAUCAGAAGUAUUGUGACUUGCACAACUCAGAUUACAAGUCUCACCACACUUGGAUACGAGGUCUUCUUAUCUAAUAUUGGUGCAUGGGAGUUGUCCACGUUGACUUCGAAGCUCGAAAACAUAAUCAACCAUCUCAGGCAGCAAGCAGAUAGUCGCAGUAAACAUAUCAGUCGACCACUUUUUAAUAUAUCAGCAGCGAGUGCAUCUAUGAUGCAUGAUGAAGCUUACGCAAGGCUGCGUGAUAUGUUCUCCAAACCACAGACCGACAACGUGAAAGUUCUCAAGGCUUUGAUUAACGCGCAAGAUGUUGAUCAACCUCUAUAUGAUGGUUUUUUUAAGCAAAGGGUUAGCCUUGGGGCGCUGAGGAGGAGGACUGUGUUGCUUCUAAUUUCAGGCCCAGAGUUCUCCAGCGUUGAGAUUGAUUUUCUGGAAUCGUUCGAUAAGGAUAUAAAUAAGAAUCUAGCACGGAGAUUACAGAGUAUGCAUGGCUUGGUUUGGAUCCCUAUUGUAGACCCAGAUUCUGAAUGGAAUGAAGCAAAGCAAAAGAGGUUUCAGAGCGUGAGAGGGAGAAUGCCAUGGUACUCGGUGUAUGAUCCUUCAUUUAUAGGCAAGCCAGUCAUCUCGUUCAUCCAAAAAGAGUGGAAAUACAGAGAUAAGCCAAUAAUGGUGGUUUUGGACCCACAAGGGAAGGUUUCUUGCCUCAAUGCUAUUCGUAUGAUUUGGAUUUGGGGAAGGGUUGCCUAUCCUUUCACAAGUUCUAGAGAAGAAGCUCUAUGGAAGGAUCAAUCCUGGAAACUUGAUUUCCUAGCAGAUAUCUUCUACACAAAAAUAAGGAACUGGACUACAGAUGGAAAGUACAUAUUUUUGUAUGGAGGGAACGACUUUGAAUGGAUAAAAAGUUUUGUGGAGGAAGCUCGUAGAGUUGCCACAGCUACAAAAAUAAACUUAGAAAUGCUGUAUGUUGGGAAGAGCAACAAAGAGAACCAAGUGCGAGAAAUCAUUGUGAGAAUGAUUCGUGAGAAUCUCAACACUGACUACUUGCCAAACAGGGUAAUUAUUUGGUUGUUCUGGUUCCGUCUUCAUAACAUGCUCUUCUCCAAGCUUCAACUCAAGAACAUUGACGCCAACAAGCAUCAAAUGCAAGAAAUCGAGAAGCUUCUAGGUAACGACGAUGAUAAUGUGAUGGAGGAAAUAAAAAAGCUUGUAAGUUAUGAUAAACAUGGUGGAUGGAUUCUUUUAGCAGAAGGGUCUGAAAUUGUUAUCAUUGGGAAUGCUGCAACUGGGUUGCAAACCUUGGUGGAGUAUGAUGUGAUGUGGAAGGAACAUGUUGGUAGAGAUGGGUUUGCCAAGGCUUUCAAGAAUCACUAUAACAAGGUUCUUUCAGCUGUUAGUUCUUGCUGCAAGUUUGAGUUCUCUCCCAAGAUAGAGAAAACUUCGGAAUUACUCGUGUGCCCGGAGUGUCACGACCACAUGCAUGUCAUCACCACCUACCACUGUUGUCACGAUGGAGAAACCUACCAGGACUUUUUUUUCAGUACUAGUACUCCUCCUAUCGUUCCUUAUAAAAUUAGAGGAAUGUCUUAA
Messenger RNA from Sphenostylis stenocarpa, 1905 nucleotides. The record is from the annotation of a GenBank genome assembly. NCBI's taxonomy places the organism in Eukaryota, Viridiplantae, Streptophyta, Magnoliopsida, Fabales, Fabaceae.